Messenger RNA from Chara braunii, 4116 nucleotides. Lineage: Eukaryota; Viridiplantae; Streptophyta; Charophyceae; Charales; Characeae. The record is from the annotation of a GenBank genome assembly.
GUGAGCACGCACACCUACAUAGUAGGUAACCAUCGGAUUUGAAGUAAGAGUUCCUUUGAGUUUUUGAACCGCUCCGGGCGUACGGAGCAUGGCGAAUGAAGAUCGGAGAGGAGAUCAGGAUGGCAACAGGAGCGGAGUUGGAAAUCGGGACCGUGACAGGGAUCGUGAUCGGUAUCGUGACCAAGACCAAGAACGAGGGCGGGAACUGAGCAGCGAUCGUGAUCGAGACCGUGAGCGGGGGCAAAGGCGUGGACCUCCUCGAUGUUUUCGGUGUAACCGAGUUGGGCACUACGCAAACCAGUGUAGCUGGUUUGAUGCUCCUACGACAUCCAGCGACUCCCAACGAGUAAGGUCGUCGUCACAGAGACGUGGACAUCAAGGACGUUCCGAUUCAUCCGGCGAAUCACGCCGUGCGCCUGAGAUGGAGAAUUUGGAACGUAACGUUGCCAGUUUGCAGGAGUAUAUUCAGCUAGAACGUGCGAAGAAGGAAGAGAAAGAAGCCAAGAAGAAGGCAAAGGUACUCGCCAAGCAACGUGAAGAAGAGGAGAGACUUGAGCGAGAGAGGAGCAUCGCCAAGAGGAUCGAGAAGGAGAAGCGUGCGGAAGUUAAGCAAAUGGAACUAGCCAAGAGUGUUGACAUCCAACUAUCUUUGAAGAUCGGUGAGUUACGAGAUGAAAUUCGGCAGGAACUAUGCCGGGUUAUUAAGGGAAAGAGCAAGGCGAAGGCGUCGACAUCCAGCGAUGAAGAUUCGGGGAGCGAUAGCGAUGAUGGUGGAUGCUUUGAGUUCAUAUUUCUACGUAGAUGGAAACCAGCUGGUGGACCAUACAAAGGCAUUCUGGUUUCGAUCCUGCGUAAUCCGAAGCAAUUGGAUUAUAUAUGGACUUGGAAGUUGAAUAAUCUUUUGAAACUAUAUAAUGUUGUCAAGGACUUCAGUCGUAAUUCCACCAGGUGUUAUCUUCGACAUUUGCUGGGGCGUGUCUUCCAUGAUAAGCAUGGCAUUCAUGUCAAUUCGGAUCUGGUUAUUCGUAUUGGGUUUGACGAUCGCAUUAAACUGUCUGAGGUACGGAAAGUGGUAAAUGAUGGGUUGAUGGAGUGUCAGCUCCCCUUGUGCUUUGCCAAGCGUGCGUGUCGAAAAGUUCGCACGGUCUGGACCAAGAAUCCUACCGUGGGGGACAUUCUGCACAAUCAGAGGACUUAUGCCUCUAAAAGUGCGCUAGCCUGUAGUUGUUCAGGCUUGUCCGCUCCUAAAGAGGAUGGACACGUGCGCUUCCGCUUGAGCACAGUCGAGGGUCUGCACCUGCUGAUGUAUAAUGCCAAUAACAUUCCAGUCGAUCGGAAGGAGAGUCGGAUCAUGAAGUUGCUUGAGGAAAUCAAGGCUGGGUUUUCUGAAUGGAAGAAUUGUGGUAGUGUACCUACACUAUGUGUUGAGGAUUUGUCGUCCUGCUUGGUUAAGGGUGAGGAUAUCCCUGUUGGUUCCUUACCCCGAUCUGUAGUCGACGGCUGCAAGAAGCGUCGUGAUGGUCUGGUCAUGACACCGCUUGACCGUAACACCGCUGAAACUCUUGUGCUUUGCCCUCAAGUCUACUACGAAGCUAUGAUGAACACAUUUGUUCGUAACUCAGGCUAUGUAGUAGUUGACCAACCUGAGUAUCAAGUUUUGAUGACAGUUUGGGAGGAGGCACUGCUUUUAGAUUUGAGAUAUUUUGUCAAGUGGGACAAAUCAGGGUCCAUGGGUUCCUCGUAUGUGCUGCCGAAGCACAAGGAUCUGGAUAGGUACCGCCCCAUUUGCCCUACGUUCAAGGAGCCAAUGGUUAGGACAGGUCCGCCGAGAAAGCCUCCAUGGAUUCCGGAUGCUCAUCCCCCACCGCCAAGUAAUGGUUUUAACGAUGGCCGGUUUAAUGGACCAGAUACUGGAUUCUCAGUGGCUACCGCUCACCCAAUGCCUACAGGGUCUGUGCCGUUUUCAGGUCCUGGUCCAGGAGCAGGUACAGUUCCAUUACAUCCAAUGCAGGGAACGAGAAUGCCCCCAAGGCCGCCUUUCCAUGGCGACAGUUUUUCAGGAGGGCAGUCCGUUGGAAGUGGGGGAUUAUCCGAUAGUAGUCGGCAACCGAAUGUGGAGCAGACGGUGAAUCAUUUCGCUCCAACGCCUACUCCUCCGUUCAGUCACGAACUGACUCCUCAAUAUGCAUAUGGUGGAAGAUCGGGUCCAAAUUCGCGAACAAGCAGCCAGCCCGAUACCGCCUUCACAGAUGAGACGGUGGUGCAUGCAAUUAACCCAGGAACACCGAUGCAGAAGCCGCCUCUAGCCCCGCCAUGGCUGGCCCGUAGUAACCCCACCACGCCGGACACGGGGUUUUCCAUGAUGCCUCCCACAGACGAGACGAUCAUCCAUCCCAAUUGGGAGCCCGGUAAGGGCACAACGGCCAAACUGGAACCGGGAAGACCAAGGGGUAGCGUGCAUCCCGUUAACCAGCCGAGAGAUGGCAGGCCUACCGGUUCCAUCGGUAGCCAGAGUGGAUUUCUGGGAGCGGCGGGAAAUUUGCCGGUCCCAAAUCCGUUGACAGAUGAGACGAUAAUCCACGAAGGGCCACCACCCGUGGUCAGUGCAAGGACCCUGUUUCCCAUGCCUGUGGAAAGCUCUAGAAGCUAUGGUGGGGCAGGUGGAGCCCCACGUUGGGUGGUUCACCCUCGUGCCCCUUCUCCCAUGAGUAGCCGAAGUGAGGGGGCAGCCAGGGUACCCGAGCCUAGUGAUAGAGCGCGACAGGAUCAACAAGGUGAGGAGAAGGAUGGAAACUUCUUAACUCAUGGGAGUGAGCAUUCGGUCUCUUCUAGGCCCACGGAUUCGCUCCCAGCGGACAGCAAGCCCCUCCAGUAUCCUCUCCAGUACGAACCGACCACUAACGAGGUGCCGACGUGGAUUCUCGGAGCACCGAUUGAACGACCGUCAACGCUAAGUUCCGACAAUGUUGCAGAUAAAGUUAUUGGUGACGAUUCAAGUGUUGGCUCGGUACACUCUUCUGGUGUGCAAACCUAUGGUAAUGGACGCACUUCAACGGUUGGGAGUGUGGUUGCCGCAGCCGACCCUCCCCAUCCAAGUACACCUCCUUCUCCUCCUCCUCCUCCCCCCCCUGCUCUUCCUCCUGCUUCUGGUUCUCCUUCUACUUCUCCCCGUCCUUGUCCUCCACUGCCACCGGUACUUUUUCAGAGUGACAUUGAUGCUCCUGGGGCCGUUUGGGCUGAUCAGAAAUGGCCACGUAAACUCCGCUACGACGAGGUGUGCGCGAUAACGACUGAUUUCUCUCCACAGUCAAUCAUUGGCAGUGGAGGGUUCGGAAAGGUGUUCAAAGGCACUCUCCCUUCUGGAAAGCUGGUUGCUGUCAAGCGGAUGGAGCAGGGUAAACAGGGCAAACACGAGUUCCAAAAUGAGAUGGAGCUGCUGCAACGUGUCAGUCAUCCCAACCUUGUGGCGAUUCUUGGGUGGUGCAACGACAAGGAAGAAAGGCUCCUCGUGUACGACUACAUGCCAAACGGCUCUCUGCACAGCUUGCUACAUGGUAAUAGAAUAGACGCUGCAACACUCUCGUGGCGGCUCCGCAUAAGAAUGCUGUUGGAUAUUGCCAGAGGGCUAAGCUAUGGACUCGCAAGAGCCAACGCCCACCCCCUGAUUUUCGUCCCAGACUUCUUCUUUCCCGCCUUUGCAUUCAUAGAGGUCGCCGUUGCCCUCGUCGUUGACUCAGACUGUCCACCACUAACAUCCUUUCGUUUGUCGGAAGAGGGAGCCGCCCCAUCUGGGAAAGCAGUAGAAGACGUGGCAGUUGUGGAUGACUUGGCAGCAGACGCCCUCUUGGCAGCAGAUGCCGUGACAGCAGCUGAUGAGGCAGCAGAUGAUGACGUAGCAGCAAAUGGCUUGGUAGCAAAUCGCUUGGUAGCAAAUGAAUUGGCAGCAGAUGACGUGGCAGCAGAUGACGUAGCAGCAAAUGGCUUGGCAGCAAAUGGUACCGGUAGGGGCAUCUCGAAAAUUUCCUGCUGGCUUUUAACGGCCAUCCGGUAGGGGCAUCCCGCAAAUUAGGGGCUGGUACUGGUAGAAACGAAAAGAUUUGAGGCCCAAACGACACC